AUGGCCAAUGCUUCGCGUGAAGGGGUAAAUAAUGAUGCCCAACUAGCGUAUCAUAUGAGCCUUUUGCGAAUCCACGGUGACAACGAGCAAGAGGAUCAGACAAGAUUAGCACCGACAUUCACGGGACCCUUGUUGCGCCAACCUGACCUUGUGCCCUCGCAGUUUGGGCUGUUAGCAGGAUUGAAGCGGAUACAGCAUCCGGAACUUAUUCACCCUACGGAUGAAGAAAUUGAACGAGAUCCCCGGGUGUUUUUCAAUGUUUCGUCGCCGUCGAGUGCAUUCAUCUGCGGAUCCCAAGGCUCUGGUAAAAGCCACACGCUCUCCUGCCUCAUCGAGGGCUGCUUGCUGAAAUCUAACGCUGGCCGACUCUCAAACCCGUUGACAGCCAUUGUGUUUCACUAUGAUGUCUUCAUAUGUGAUGGUGGGGGCUCUCCGUGCGAGGCGGCAUUUCUAGCCUCGCAACCUGGCAUCAAGGCCAGAGUUCUGUGCGCACCUACUAACCUGCGGACAAUCCAGAGAACAUACUCUAGGUUCAACAUACAAGUCGAACCGUUGCAGAUUGACCAGAACAACUUAAAUACCAAGCGUAUGCUUGAUCUCAUGGCGGUAGGCCAAGAGAAAGGCACAGUGCCUCUAUAUAUGCAUACCGUCCAGCGCAUUUUGCGGGAAAUGCGCCUGUUACAGCAGGAGACUGGCUCUCAAUUUGACUAUCAUAGUUUCAAAAGACAGGUUUUGGAUGCUGAUCUUCUUCCCAGCCAGCUUGAGCCCUUGAAACAAAGAUUGGAGACUCUUGAGAGUUUUAUGCCUCGUCAACAAGUGACAUUGGGGAAACACUCUGGAAAUCCUAAGGGAAAAUCAAAAACUCGAGUGGGAGGAUCAAGUUGGGUACCAGAGUCAUCCCAGCUCACAAUUGUCGAUCUUUCUUGCCCUUGUAUCUCUCCAGAUACGGCUUGUUCGCUCUUCAACAUCUGCUUUGAGAUUUUCAUGGAACAGGACACCAAUGUUGGCCGAGUGGUCGCACUCGAUGAAGCGCACAAGUACAUGAAGGAUUCAAUUGAAUCUCACAAUUUCACCAGCACUCUCCUUUCCACCGUCAGGCUGCAACGGCACUUAGGCGCCCGUAUCUUCAUUUCUACGCAGGAACCAACGAUCUCGAGCGAUCUUCUUAGUCUUUGUUCCAUCACCAUUGUUCACAAAUUCUCAUCGCCGGCAUGGUUACGUGUCUUGGAAGGACAUGUGGCUGCAGCAGCUUUGGGAGCCCAGCCGGGUGGGAAAGCACCGAAUAAAGCCGAGGGAGGCUCACUGGCGCCUGAAAUAUCGAGUAAAUACUCAUUUAUCAACCAGAUUGUCAAUCUCAGCGUGGGAGAAGCCUUGCUUUUUGCCCCGGGUGCGAUUUUGAUCAGCACGGGAGAGGAUUCUCGCCCACAGAGACGGUGCAAACUUGGUGCAGGCUAUAUGGUAGUGAAGAUUCGAGAAAGAUUGACCGAGGACGGUGGAAGAAGCGUUCUGGCAUAG
Talaromyces atroroseus is the source of this 1515-nucleotide messenger RNA. RefSeq lists its product as hypothetical. The record is from RefSeq and is a predicted model, not a curated record. The coding region runs from base 1 to 1515 and encodes 504 amino acids. The transcript has 5 exons. NCBI's taxonomy places the organism in Eukaryota, Fungi, Ascomycota, Eurotiomycetes, Eurotiales, Trichocomaceae.